UUUAGCUGUUUGAAAACAAUGGAGAUAACACGAUAUGUUAUGAAAUCGUUGACAAAUCUCGGAAAAAUCUUUUCGACACGAUGUGUGUCAGGCAUUGCAUUUGUGCCCAGCCAACCAGACCCUUCAUUUGGUGAAACAAGCAAGAUGAAUUUAUGCCAAGCGAUCAACAACGCAAUGGACAUUGCAAUGGAAAGCGAUUCCUCCACAUGUCUUUUUGGCGAGGAUGUUGCAUUUGGUGGCGUUUUCCGAUGUACUGUUGGCUUGCAGGAGAAAUAUGGCAAGGAUCGUGUUUUCAAUACACCCAUUUGCGAGCAAGGAAUAGCUGGUUUUGGCAUCGGUUUAGCAGUCUGUGGUUCGACAGCCAUUGCAGAAAUACAGUUUGCUGAUUAUAUAUUUCCAGCUUUCGAUCAGAUUGUUAAUGAGGCGGCCAAGUAUCGGUAUAGAAGUGGAAAUUUGUUUAACUGUGGAAAAUUAACAAUAAGAGCAACGUGGGGUGCUGUUGGUCAUGGCGGUCUCUAUCAUUCUCAAAGCCCUGAAGCUUAUUUUACACAUGCGCCGGGUUUGAAGGUAGUGGUUCCACGUGGACCGAUUCAAGCGAAAGGUUUACUGCUGGCAUGCAUUCGAAACGAGAAUCCAUGUAUAUUUUUUGAACCAAAAUUGCUGUAUCGUGCAGCUGUUGAAGACGUUCCAGUCGGAGAUUACGAGACUGAGCUUGGACAAGCUGAAGUUGUUAAGGAAGGGAAAAAUGUAACAAUUGUCAGCUGGGGUACCCAACUGCAUGUUGCACUUGAUGCUGCGCAAAUGGUUGAGAAAGAAAUUGGUGUUAGUUGUGAAGUGAUUGAUUUGAGAACUAUCUUGCCAUGGGAUAUUGAUACGGUUGCGGAGAGUGUUUAUAAAACUGGUCAUCUAAUAGUAACUCAUGAAGCACCCAUAACCUCCGGAUUUGCAGCCGAAAUAUCAGCGAAAGUUCAGGAACGAUGUUUCUUGCACUUGGAGGCUCCAAUUAGUCGUGUUUGCGGCUGGGACACACCAUUUCCGCAUAUUUUCGAACCCUUUUAUCUACCGACGAAGUGGCGUGUGAUAGAAUCCAUCAAGAAAUUAAUCGAUUUUCAACAUUAAUUUUUUCUUCCGCAGAUGUUGAAAUAACGCAUAUUUUGUUAAUUGAUAAUUAAUUUGCUAUUGAAAUAAUCAUUAAUGCAAAGCUGAGGGUAAGGAGAAUUCCAAAUGUUCAAAUAAAUUCGGAA
Messenger RNA from Loa loa (African eye worm), 1244 nucleotides. Its product is annotated as 2-oxoisovalerate dehydrogenase subunit beta. The transcript has 8 exons. Lineage: Eukaryota; Metazoa; Nematoda; Chromadorea; Rhabditida; Onchocercidae. Gene Ontology annotation, biological process: response to nutrient; branched-chain amino acid catabolic process. Gene Ontology annotation, molecular function: catalytic activity. Bases 19 to 1119 code for a protein of 366 amino acids. The record is from RefSeq and is a predicted model, not a curated record.